This is a messenger RNA of Salmo salar (Atlantic salmon), 3244 nucleotides long. Its product is annotated as syntaxin-binding protein 6. The record is from RefSeq and is a predicted model, not a curated record. Gene Ontology annotation, biological process: Golgi to plasma membrane transport; exocytosis. Gene Ontology annotation, cellular component: exocyst; plasma membrane. Gene Ontology annotation, molecular function: phosphatidylinositol-4,5-bisphosphate binding. NCBI's taxonomy places the organism in Eukaryota, Metazoa, Chordata, Actinopteri, Salmoniformes, Salmonidae.
AUCCACGUGACUGGCGGUCUGGAAAAGUUGCUGUGAGAACCUGCUACUGCUUUCCGUCGAGACAGCAGUUGUGGCGCGCUAGUAGUCCAGCUCUGUGGGAGUUUGAGGCGCUCUGUCUUUCUUUGAAAUACGACUGUUGAACGAAAUUAGGCUACUUCUAUGUCAAAAACGACAUGCUACCUUUUACUUUGAUUAGAUAACAGGAACGACUUUGCAAGUGAAAGUUCAUGGACUCACGGUGAUAUCCUUUGAGGCUUUGACGCUUGAACCACACGAGAAACAGUCGCCUGACAAGAAAGGAGAGCUGACAAACUCCUCUCCAUCUACCCUCUCUCUCUGCGACUCUCCCCCCUCCCCCAAGAUGAGUGCCAAGGCAGCCAUCAACAAGGCGGUGUUCACGCCCCACGAUGAGAAGAUGCUUGCAGCCGUGCAGGUGAAGAGGAGGACCAAGAAGAAGAUCCCCUUCCUAGCUACUGGAGGACAGGGAGACUACAUGACCUUCAUCUGCCUCUCAGUGACAAAUAAGAAGCCUUCCCAUGUGUCCAUCACCAAGGUGAAGCAGUUCCCAGGCUCAUCGUCCUUCGCCAAGAGGUCAAUGUGGACCAUCGACCAGCUGAGACAGGUCAACGGCUGUGACCCCAACAAAGACUGUCCAGAGUUUGACUUGGCAUUUGACAAUGCCUUUGACCAGUGGGUGGCUGGCUCGGCCGGCGAAAAGUGCACCUUUAUCCAGAUCCUCCACCACACCUGCCAGCGCUACAGCUCUCAGAGCAAGCCAGAAUUUGUCAACUGUCAGUCCAAACUGCUGGGAGACGAUGAAACUGUAGAUUCAGUCGUUUUCCGUUGCAAGGUCUUUUUGAACAGAAUGAGGAAAGAAGUUGUUUUAAACAGUCGACGCCAAGGUCGGCGGCUACUCUUAGAAGGUAACAGUAUACUCCACUCUGCAGCAGACAGUGUGACCAGUGCUGUACAGAAGGCCAGCCAGGCUCUUAACGAGCGAGGGGAGCGGUUAAGCCGGGCGGAGGAGAAAACAGGGGAGAUGAAGAACAGUGCUGAGCAGUUCUCAGUCACCGCACACAAGCUGGCCAUGAAGCACAAGUGUUAAACCAUUGCUAAGCCUUCGGGGGUAGGGGUCCGCCAAGAGCGCCAGACGCCAUUAGGGACGGAUUUCUGAUAUUAUUAUUCUUACAACUUUUAACAUGAUUACUCUUGUUAACAAUGGUAACAUUUACAUUUUGUGUUGUUGUGUAGCUACCUUGUUUCUAAUGAAGAAUAUAUGAUGAUGUGGAGGGGGAGAAAGAGAGGGGGGAGAGCUCAGACAGUUGAGAGCAAAGGUUUCACAGCUAACUCCUCUUUCACUGCCUCCAUUGCCCCCAAAGUACUCCAUGACUUUACCCUGGCAAAUCAUGGAAAUGGUCACUGCCAUCCCCAACCUAGACAAACACACACACACACACACACACACACACACACACACACACACACACACACUGUCCAGAUCUCCCUCCCAAAAGGAGCAACUCUUCAACUCAGCUGUCUCUUUCAAAGAAAUAACUUUAUAUAUACAGUGCUGGAAGAGGAGAAUUUAACAAGACAGAAGAGAUUAGAUGACGUGACACAUGCGUAUCACAUGAUGGCUAUUUCCUGUACUUGGAGACAACAAUGUACAUCCCUGUAUGUGAACAUUAACUUGUUAAAAAAUAUUACAUCUCUUUUGCCAUUUGACUAUUUGGCAUCAUACUGUUGUAAAGGCUCAUUGGUGCAUUCAUUCAUUGCAGACAUAAUAUUAGCCAAAUGUGUGAAGGACAUGUUGCUUCAAAAAACUCCUGCUGGAAGACUAUAUUUCAAUUAAAUGGUAUGAAAUGUGCUGUUUUGCAACAACAACAAAAAUCUGAGUGACCAAGUGUUCAAGUGCAUGGUCUGUCAAAAGGUUGAAUGAAACCUACAGAGUAAAAAUGAGCAUUUAGGCUUUACUUUUGGUAACAUUUCCAAAGGGUUAUUGAAGCGCUUGGUUGUAAGGACAAGAUCAGACUGUUUAUUGUAAGGUGAAAGACUACAGUACCAUUUGUAAAUUAGCUUCAACUGUUGUUAACAAGCUUAUAAACCUGUAAAUUCAUUCUACCACAAUCUCUGAAAAUAAUAUUUUCAUUCUAACCCUUUCGAUUCCAAACUUGGUCACAUCUUGUAAUUAUUGUUUCAUUGGGGUUUAUUACAUGUUUUCUGUAAAACAGCUGACACAUCUUCACUAGCCGCAUUGUACAGUAUUGGUGUCCAUUCACUGACUGUAUAACCGUGGCUUCAUCACAAACAAGUAACCACCCACAGUGUGGGUAUGUUUAUUACUUUUAGAUUUUAGAUUCUAUGUGUCUUGCUGUUACAGUGCACUGACAACCUUACCUUGCAGAGCACUGUUAAGUUCUUAAUGAAAUUCUCGUUGCCUCAACUUCUAGUCUGCUUUAGUCCUAACAUUUUGGAUAUUCAUUGUUUUUAAUAAAAAUAUUAUAACUAAUAUGUAUUAUGGUUAUGAAAGUGUUUUUGUUUUGCUAGUGGAAGCCCCUUAGUUGGUCUCUGAAUAAGUUAUUAUCCUUCACUUUUCAUAGGACCAGAUGAGGUCCCUAAACAACGUGCAAUGGUUCUAUAUUGGUGCCUUUUUAAACAGUCUUUCAUUAGUACUUCAACAGCAUGCGGUUUUACUUGAGCAGUCUGAUUGUGUUAUGACAACACUCAUGGUAACACAGGCGAACAGUGCCUUGCUAUAUUGAUAACCAAAGGGAGAAAGUAAAGUAUGUUUUGUACCAGGUUUGAAAGAGGGUGUUGCUUAAGAUGUAUGGUGCUUGUUGGAAGUGAAUUGUGUGAGGAAUACAGAAGGCCAUAGUAUGUAGAAAAGGCUGAAUAGGUAGUUAUUAUAGAAUGAAUAGGUAGUUAUUAUAGAAUGAAUAGGUAGUUAUUAUAGAAUGAAUAGGUAGUUAUUAUAGAAUGAAUAGGUAGUUAUUAUAGAAUGAAUAGGUAGUUAUUACAGAAUGAAUAGGUAGUUAUUACAGAAUGAAUAGGUAGUUAUUACAGAAGAUCUCAAUACUAGUCAAAUCUAAUACAGACAAACACCGUUAUUUUCAAUUAAACAUAACAGACCAAUACGUUUUAGUUUGAAUGUAACAUUGAGUUAUUUCAAAACAUCUGUCUCGUUGUCUAUAUCAGAUUGCAUACCAUCUAAAUAAACAGAAAUUGUCUCAAGUCUCUCUUUAAA